Messenger RNA from Rubroshorea leprosula, 1011 nucleotides. NCBI's taxonomy places the organism in Eukaryota, Viridiplantae, Streptophyta, Magnoliopsida, Malvales, Dipterocarpaceae. The record is from the annotation of a GenBank genome assembly.
GCUUGUUAAAUAUCACGGCAUUGGCUUCUUAGAACUUUGAGCUGCUCGUUUCCAUUUCUCUCCACCACACAGAAACUGUAUAAAAAUUAGAGACUGGCUGCCAAGCAAUCCAGUGACCUCAACAAUGUCACUUGCAACCAAACUAUCUUAUCCCUACCCGUUCUAUUCUCCUACACGAUACUCUUCCUCUCUUUUUCUUCUCCAUAACCAUAAGCCAAACAUUUCUACUGAUCUAUCUCUGUCUUUUAACCUCGACAAGGCAUGCCACAAGCACCCCCGAAAGUCCGACUCCUUUGGCGUCUCUUGUCGAUUAACAUCUAGUAUCGAGGAGGAGAACGAUUGUAACUUCAAUGAGGCAGUUUCCCUCUUCAACAAACGGGAAUAUUACAAAUGUCAUGACGUCCUAGAAGCCUUGUGGAACCAAGCUGACGACCCUGCAAGAACUUUGAUACACGGCAUUCUGCAGUGUGCUGUUGGACUUCAUCACCUCUUUAACCAGGUCGUGUAAUUACCUUUUCUUUUUGCUGAUUUAAUUUCUUUGUCUUCUAAUGCAUGCUAAUUUGCAUCAAAUAUUUACCUUUGUAGAACCACAGAGGAGCCAUGUUGGAGUUAGGAGAGGGCCUCUGUAAGCUGAGAAAGAUGAAUUUCCAUAGAGGACCAUUUCAUCAGUUCGAGCACGACAUUGCUGCCACUCUCGACUUCAUUUAUCAGACUCAGAUUGAACUUGCUGCCUGUACUAAUGAUCUGUGUCAGACCAUGGACCAAUCCGAAAAUUCAUACCUUCUUCUUGGAAGCUACGCUGCUGGGCAGCAUCUAUAUCAUCUACAAAAUGACCCUACUAAUCAAAUUAUGUACAUUGUAUUCAAUCCUCGAGGAUCCUAUGGAUUUGGUGACCCUCCCAUGGUAGAGCUUCCAAUUCUUAAAGCAACUGAGGAGCAUCUUAGGAUUAUAUAAGGGACUUCUUGCAGAUCCAACCAUCAUAUAGUUUUCCAUUAAAUUUUCAAGUGAAUC